Messenger RNA from Danio rerio (zebrafish), 2044 nucleotides. NCBI's taxonomy places the organism in Eukaryota, Metazoa, Chordata, Actinopteri, Cypriniformes, Danionidae. The record is from RefSeq and is a predicted model, not a curated record.
AAUACUCUUUCUCGACGAAAGGAAGUCGGAUCUAGAAUGAAGCGUUAGCAGGUCUAUUGGCGGAAUCCUUGAGGAGUAGCACGGAUUAGCAACUAUUAUUCACACAUUUUGUCUAAAAAUAAUCUCACUUUGUAUUGAUCACGUCGAAGAUUAAACAACGCAUCUGCAAAUUAAUCAAUUUAUCGCGAUAAACAAAAGCCACAGGAGUACGUUACAGCCGUAUCUCUGCCAAGAAGAGGUGAAAUGUCGUCGUGGGGAAAAAAAGCCGGGGGCAGACGACAAAAACACGGAGGAGGAGGUGGCCAAAAAUCUAACAAAUCGUUUCGGAGACCACCAUAUCCUGUGAGACAGGAGAGAACUGAGGAACAUCUGCAACUUGAGAGUUUUCAGAGCUUAGAAGAAACCAUUGACUACUCUAGCAUAGUAGACUAUGAACAUUCAUCACAUAAGAUAACAGGUUUACCAAGUGCUUCACGGGAACAAUAUGAUGUAUCAACUCAGCAUCCUGAAUUAUAUGAACGGUUUUACCAGCAGUUGUGUGGAGAAAGUGCUCGACGCCCUGCAGACUGUGUUGUCCUGUCAGUGAAUAACCAGGAUGUGGAAUACCCCAAAUCAUUAGGCCAGUGUUUGCAGGAACUUGGCCUCACUGUGGAAAUGCUUUACCUGCAGUCGGAAUCAGGCCUGACGCGGGCCCUCCAAGAUGUCCGCUCCGACGGUUCCCCCUUUUGUAUUCUCGUCGAGCAGACUAAUGUAACACUUUCCUCGUGCACAGUAAUCAUAUUUUCAGAGUCCCUCAAAAUUCAUCGAAAUAUGCCUAAAGAACAUGCUAUGGAGUUUGUGUUGACGGAGUAUGGGCGCCAGAGCAGCCCGCAGCGGGCGUUGAACCCCACGGAGGCUGCGACGCGGGCGGCUGAGCUGACGGAGGACUACCUGGAGCGCGGCAAGCUGGAGCGCCACACCGUUCCCUUCACCACCCGCCACCUGCUCUUCCUCCUGGCCGAAGGGUUGCACCUGUACCCGGAGGAGGUUAGCACACUGGCUGUGUUUCUCCAGAACCGCCAGGACCAUCUGCAAGCGUCUUCUACUGCGGUUGACAGGGAAGCUGCUCCUCUGAUAAACAGCCUGCCCACAGGGUUAGGAAAACCUCCACCUCUUCUGCCUGCUGGUACUGGACCAGCACCAAGAGAGCAGAUAAACACACCCUCAAGCUCAGGAGAUGUUUCCUCUGGCCUUCAAAUUGGAUUGACAGGCACGUUUCCCAAGACGAAACCCCCUCCAUUGCUAUCAAUGCAAAACCUGAAGCCCCCUUCACACAGAUUAUCUGCCCCCCACAGUCUUUUACCCUCUCUGGCCCAGUCAUCUCGAGGGGCAGCUGCUUCUCAUGGUCUGGACAAGCCUCAGCCUCUCCUUGGUCCUGGAUCCACUUUUGUACCUGCGCCGUCCUCCGCUCGUCCAGGCGGUCUGCUCGACACUCCGUUGCUCUCUUUCCAGUCCUCUAGAGGACUCCUGCCACAUCCAGGGGCUCAUUUAUUGCGAAGCUCUCUAUUGACUCGCGUACUCCCACUGCAAAAUGGACCCCAUGGCCCUCGAGCAGCUCCACCACAACUCAGGAGCCUCCAAAUGGGAGCCCAAACAGGUCCGCGGCCCCUACGACGCCUGCUUCCUUGAUUUCCCUCAGGACGGCUGAGUAAAUCAUAGCUCUAUAAUGCCACCUGGAACAGUUCUAACAUUUUGAACUUGCAGCUUUCUUUUGUAUUUUUAGGAGUUUGACCCUUGUGUUUUCUGUCAGGAUCCUUUACAUUGUUUAAAUAUGUUCUGGUAUGAAAAAAUAUCAAAAGUGGUGUUUUCUUUAUUCCUACAGAUUUUUAAAAGAUUAGGCCUGUGCAGAUGUCUUUUCACACCAGUGUUCUCCACACAAUUGUUGAAUAUGUUUCAGAUUUUGUUUUUUGGUUAAAAACCUGUCCAGAAGACCGUUAGCUGUGUAGAUCGAUAAAUAGAUAAAUGUUGCUGAAUACCAUUCAUUAAACUCUCUUGUUGAAAAGGA